CCGCGCUCCACCGCAGAACAACACGAGUCUGUGCGGGAUCUGCCGAUGUGGGCACCACGCUUGCAGGUGAGCCUGACAAUCAUCAUGAAAGGUCGGAUGCACAUGGGUUCCAUCAUCAUGUUUCUCUGGCCCCUCCGAGCCAGAAGGGCUGCUGUGCCCACUACACCCCUAGAUCAGUGCCCGAACUUGCUGCACUGAAUUCGGCCAUGGAUCGUGUCCUCGCUGCCAAAGACAUGCGGCAACUGAAGAUCCAGCAGCUGGAUGCAUACACGAAGGGCUGCUUUGUCUACCGCACCCCAACGCAGUGCCCGAACUUGCUACACCGAAUUCGGCCAUGAGCAAUGCGACUGCCGCAGCAAACAAAAAAAAUGCGGCAACUGAAGCUCCAGCCAGGAUGCAUCCAUGCAGUUUUGGAAGAAUUCACGACACGCAAAUGCUUGUAUACAACGAGCCCUGGGCACACCCAGGUGCUCCCAACCAUCCCACGGCGGACACGCCCCUCACCUCCCUUUCAGAUGGUGAGGGGGGCCAGGAGGGGCCCUGGCGGCACAAGCGCGCCUGCUUCGGCACUUGGCUAAAGCAAAAGGCCGCCGAAUCUUGCAUUGCGAAUUAUAAAAACAUGAAAAAAACAGGCGGGCGGCUUGGAAACACUGCGGGCACGAAGCGAGGGGGAGCGCUAGACGCGUGAACAGAAAGAAUGCAACCACUACGCGGGGACAAGAGUCGGCUGCAUGCAAUUACGAUGCAACAACUGAUUGGGGACAAAAGCUGCCUCACAACUCGCGAGGCAGAACGCGCGAGAGAUGUUCCACAACCCGAGCGGGUGUUUGCACGCGGGCUGAGAGACGUCACGCUCUUGCGGUCUCCCUGCAGGCCAGACAAAAAAUUGCGAGCUCCCUGACGCUCUCAGGCUUGGCCGUCGGAAGUAAGAUGAUCUCGUCUUCGGCUGGCACUGGCCCUUGAGGCUGCAGCCCAAGCCCAGGAGAGCCGUCCGUGAUAGCGGAGGUCCCGGAAAUCCGACGUAGCCAACAAAAUGAUCAGAAUCUGCGUAUCUUGUUCUCUUCUGCAGGGCGGCCUGCCC
Prorocentrum cordatum is the source of this 1081-nucleotide messenger RNA. The record is from the annotation of a GenBank genome assembly. Lineage: Eukaryota; Dinophyceae; Prorocentrales; Prorocentraceae.